Gordionus sp. m RMFG-2023 is the source of this 1183-nucleotide messenger RNA. RefSeq lists its product as uncharacterized. Bases 24 to 947 code for a protein of 307 amino acids. The record is from RefSeq and is a predicted model, not a curated record. The transcript has 8 exons. NCBI's taxonomy places the organism in Eukaryota, Metazoa, Nematomorpha, Gordioida, Chordodea, Parachordodidae.
UAUUUUUAAAUACUAACAAAAAUAUGUCAAGCUGGGAUUUUGAAGCACCCCAAUUUUAUGAUUUCGCUACAGGUGAUAAACCAGCAGGAUCUGGUGAUGAGUGGUUUGAUAAAAAAUCAAAAUCUCCGAGUGUAAGGCUGAGAAAAAGAAUCUCAAAUAAAAGUUUAACAGAAGACCCCAUUAAAAUAAUUACAAAUGAUAAAACAAACUCAAAAAAAUUGCAACAAGAAAACAUCAAUAAGGAUUUGUCAAAAAUGAAUAAUAAUAAAGGAAUUUAUAAACAGAAUUUAAGAAAAAUACAAAUUAUAAUGAAAUCAUGUACUGAACCAAAAAGUCCAAUGCUUUCAACACGUUUAAGGAUUAGGAAUGACCUAAAUUCUAAUAAAGAAAAUGUUAUAAUAGCUAAACAUAAUCAAACCAUUGGCAAUAAUGUAAAAAAAUCUACAAUUACCAAAAUUAUUCCCUUUAGCUUCGAAACAAAAGAUAUACUGAUUAAAGCUAAAAGGGAGGAAGCAAUAAAGAAUGAUCAGCUUACUCAAAAAAUGAAACAAAAGGCUUAUGAAUUUAAAGCUAACCCAAUUCCUAACAUAAGACAAAAAGCAAUAGAAAGAUCAACCAAACCAACUACCAAACCUCAUACAUUUAAUCUUAGAACUGAAAUAAAAGCACAAAAGAUCAACCAAAUAAAUAAAGGAUUGAACAAAUCGCCUAGAAUAAGUGGAGCUAUUGGUAAGUCUACCUUCUCCAAAGGAAACUCAACCAUGUCAAAUACAAGACGUGCCAAGCCUAUUGUUAGUUUAGUUAAAAAACAAAAAACGAAUACUUUGACUGGACCUAAAAAUAAAACCAUGAAUAACGUUACCAAGGUUAUGGAGUUCAGUUUUGCCACUGAUAAAAGAGCCCAGCAAUGGAAAUUGGCACAGGAAGCAAAGGAUAAAAAGAAAUGAAUAAUUAUAAUUAUUUUUAAGAAAAAUUUAUAACCACACUUUUCUACAAAAAUAAUUAUAUAAUUGAUAUUGACUUAAAAUUUAUUUUAACUAUAUUUUAAAUUAUUUUUUUUAUGGAUUAUAGAAAAUUUUAACAUAUAUUUUUAUAUUUCUUCUUUUUUAUAUCAAAAAAUUUUUUAAAAUGGAUAAUAAUAAAUGAUUUUAUAUAAUAUUUUCGAAAAUAAAUUGAAAUUUUU